GCCCAACAACAGCAAGCAACAGACAGCAAGCGCAGUCAUGACUGACAUUGCAAUCAACUUGGCCAGCAAUGCUGUGUGGGCCACCAUGGUGGAGCUGCCAAAGGUUGGCCUCCUCCUGCCCCUUGAGAACAUGAAGCUGUGGUUUGCGUGUUCCAGUGACCUCAAGGUCCCCGGCAUCAACUUCAGCAGCAUGGGCGCGCUCAUCAAGAGCCUCAGACAAACUGUCUCGGUGCGUGCACUUUGGCGAGCGAGCUUUGCAUUUGCUCUCCACGACCUGGCGCUGCAGUCCCUUGUGCCUCGCGUGACCUCUGUUGUCACAGACCUGGUGACCAUAAUCGCCGGUCGGGGCCAAAAUGACAGUCGACAGGCGAAGCCGCUGAGCGGGUGGCAGCGCUUCCUGGCGUCUGUGACCAUUGGCACGACCUCCUUCUUCGUCUCCAGUCUGAUUGCCUUGCCCCUGCAAUCGGCCUUUGUCCACCUCUCCACAGACAUCCUCUCCACAGCAACAUACUCGUCGCUUCCCUCGUUCUUCCUCACGAUGGUCCGUGAGCACGGCGUGUCGUCGCUGUUUCGUGGGUGGCAGGUGCUGCUUGCCCGCUCCUUUGUCCUCAGUCUACUCCGGUUUGCCAUCCGCAGCAACAUCCAACCCCCCCGCGAUCCGCUGAUGUCUGGCGUGUUUGUGUUUGGCAUCCUGUCCGGCCCCGAUGUGGUUCUCGUGCCCUUUGACGCCCUCCUGCAACGUGUCAUCAUUGGUCCCAAGACGGUGUCUGGGUGGGCGUGGUGCAGCCACUUGCUCACGACCAAGUGCCCGGUGCGGCUGUAUGACAGCUUCUCGACGGUGCUCGUCAUCAACGCCAUCAACGCGCUCACCACCUCCCUCUCUGCAUACGCGCAGACGGUGCUUGCCCCAAACGCACGCCGCGUCUCAAGCGAAGAUGACAUGGACGAGCGCGAUUAAGUGCGCCCAUGCGUGUUUUUGAUGUGCAACAACGGCGCUCCGUACGCGCUCCGAUUGCCCGGUUUGGCCAACCGUUGGCCUGUUCUAAAAGUUCACAAAACACCGA
Messenger RNA from Salpingoeca rosetta, 1064 nucleotides. RefSeq lists its product as uncharacterized. The coding region runs from base 38 to 958 and encodes 306 amino acids. Lineage: Eukaryota; Choanoflagellata; Craspedida; Salpingoecidae. The transcript is spliced from 8 exons. The record is from RefSeq and is a predicted model, not a curated record.